This is a messenger RNA of Rhinocladiella mackenziei CBS 650.93, 195 nucleotides long. RefSeq lists its product as uncharacterized. Bases 1 to 195 code for a protein of 64 amino acids. NCBI's taxonomy places the organism in Eukaryota, Fungi, Ascomycota, Eurotiomycetes, Chaetothyriales, Herpotrichiellaceae. The record is from RefSeq and is a predicted model, not a curated record. The transcript has a single exon.
AUGGGCCAUAUUGGAUACCCCUGGGCUGCAGAAACCGUGGCAGUUGCGUGGAAGCAUAAGAAUGUAUACAUUGACAGGGUCAACGAAUACCUUGUCAAAGACGAGAGUACUCUUGAAGAAUUUAUGGGGGGAAAUGCACUUCGCCUCCUGAGGCUGCCUCCUGUCAGCUUAGUCAAAAUAAAACCCAAGAUGUAG